Messenger RNA from Acanthosepion pharaonis, 1227 nucleotides. Lineage: Eukaryota; Metazoa; Mollusca; Cephalopoda; Sepiida; Sepiidae. The record is from the annotation of a GenBank genome assembly.
AUGUUUUUUUUUUCUUUACGAGCGUUUCUUUCUUUAUUUAUUUUCCUUUCCAUUGUUUUCCAACUCUUACUUUCUUUUUCUUUCUUCUUUCCGUUUUCUUUUUUCCUCCUUAUUCACGUGCUUUACUUCUUUCUUCUUUUCCCUACUUCUUGUUUCUUCUUCUUUGUUGCUCGCGUUGUUGUCCUCAUCAUUGUCUUUCUUUCUUUCUGUCUUUCUUUUCCACUGUAUUCUUCUUUUGAUUUUCAUUUCUUACCAAUUUUUUUCCUUUUUCUUUUUUACUGUUUCUUUAUUUCUUUUUUCUUUCUUUCUUCCGUUCCUUUACUUUCCAUUAUUUACCUCUUCUUCCUUUUCUUUCCCUUUUACCGAUUUAUGUGUUCCUCCAUCUUUCUUUCUUUCUUUCUUUCUUUCUUUCUUUCCAUUGUUUUAUUUAUAUUUCAUUCAAUUAAUUUCCAUACCUUACUAUUUUUCUCAACUUUAACUUUCUUUUUCUUUCUUUCUUUUUUCUUUCGUUCUUUCUUACAUUUUUCUUUUCCAUUGUUUACCUCAUCUUACUUUCCUUUACUUUCCUUCUUACCACUUACCCUCCGUAUUUCUUUGUGUCCUUAUUUCUUUACUUUUAUUCACUUCAUUUUUCUUCCUUUCCAUCUUUCCAAUAUUUUCUUCUUUUUACCUUCAUUUAGUUUUCAUAACUUACCAUUUUUGUUUUCCUUCCUUUUGUUCUUUCUUGCUUUCUUUGUUUUGCUUACUGUUUUCGCUACUUUAAUUAUUUCUCUUUCUUCCUUACCGUUUUAUAUUGCCUCUCUUUCUUUCUUUUCUUCUUUUUACUGUUGGUCUUUCGUUCUUUCUUUUUUCUUUCGUUCUUUCUAUUUUUCUGUGUUUUCCUCUUUUACGUUUGUUUUUCUACAUUUUCCAAUUCUAUCUUACUUUCUUUUCUCUUUCCUUCUAUAUUUCUUGUUUAUUUUCUUUCUUUAUUUCUUUUUUCUUUCUUUCUUUCUUUCUUUCUUUCUUUCUUUCUUUCUUUCUUUCUUUCUUUCUUUUUCUUUCUUUCUUUCUUUUUUCUUUCUUUCUUUCUUUCUUUCUUUCUUUCUUUCUUUCUUUUUUUCUUUCUUUCUUUCUUUCUUUCUUUCUGACACGUCUUUUGAUCCUCGUUCUUUUUUGUUCACAUACGCCAUUUUUCUCGUCUUUCCAACUUGCCUCAUUCUGGUCUUUUAUUGGUUAACGCUUUGA